AUGGGGAGGGGCGAGGGAGCAGCAGGUGGGGCGGCCCACGCCGCGCCGCGCUCCCCUCCCCCGCCCCGCCGCCAGCCCGCCCUCCCCGACCGGGGGCUCGCCUCCUCCCACCCGCAACCCCCCGCAGAGCGUCGCUGGGCUUUGUUUGCCUCGGGUGGCCGCGGCGUGGGGCCGGUGGGGUCGGCCCGCCUGGCGCUCCGGUCUCGGCCAUCUAACUUGCUGCUUGCGGGAAAAGCCCCGCCAGGAUCGAAACUCGAAGGGUCUAAAUGCAAAGGGCAGCUUUUGAUUUUUGGGGCAACAAACUGGGACUUGAUUGGACGGAAGGAAGUGCCUAAGCAGCAAGCUGCUUAUCGCAACCUUGGUCAGAAUUUGUGGGGGCCCCAUAGGUAUGGGUGCUUGUCGGGAGUCCGGGUGCGGACCGUGGUUUCGGGUUCAUGUGCUGCCCACAGCCUCCUCAUCACCACAGAAGGGAAGCUGUGGAGCUGGGGUCGGAAUGAAAAGGGGCAGCUGGGCCACGGUGAUACCAAGAGGGUUGAAGCCCCUAGACUCAUUGAGGCACUCAGUCACGAGGCAAUCGUGCUGGCAGCAUGUGGGCGCAACCAUACCCUGGCGCUGACAGACACUGGCUCCGUGUUUGCCUUUGGAGAGAAUAAGAUGGGACAACUGGGCCUUGGGAACCAGACAGAUGCUGUCCCGAGCCCUGCUCAGAUCAUGUACAAUGGGCAGCCAAUUACCAAGAUGGCCUGCGGGGCUGAAUUCAGCAUGCUGAUGGACUGUAAAGGCAACCUCUAUUCCUUUGGGUGCCCUGAAUAUGGCCAGCUGGGACACAACUCAGAUGGGAAAUUCAUCGCCCGGGCACAGCGGAUAGAGUAUGACUGUGAGCUGGUACCCCGGCGGGUGGCCAUCUUCAUUGAGAAGACCAAGGACGGGCAGAUCUUGCCUGUCCCAAAUGUGGUAGUUCGAGAUGUAGCCUGUGGUGCUAACCACACACUGGUCCUGGACUCACAGAAGCGAGUCUUCUCCUGGGGUUUUGGUGGCUACGGCCGACUGGGCCAUGCAGAGCAGAAGGAUGAGAUGGUGCCUCGCCUGGUGAAGCUGUUUGACUUUCCAGGGCGUGGUGCGACCCAGAUCUACGCUGGCUAUACCUGCUCCUUUGCCGUCAGUGAAGUGGGUGGCCUGUUUUUCUGGGGGGCCACCAAUACAUCCCGUGAGUCUACUAUGUACCCGAAAGCAGUGCAGGACCUCUGUGGCUGGCGGAUCCGGAGCCUCGCGUGUGGGAAGAGCAGCAUCAUUGUGGCGGCUGAUGAGAGCACCAUCAGUUGGGGUCCGUCGCCAACCUUCGGGGAACUGGGAUAUGGGGACCACAAGCCCAAAUCUUCCACUGCAGCUCAGGAGGUGAAGACCCUGGAUGGCAUCUUCUCAGAACAGGUGGCCAUGGGCUAUUCACACUCCUUGGUGAUAGCACGAGAUGAGAGCGAGGCUGAGAAAGAGAAGCUCAAGCGGCUGCCCGAGUACACCCCACGUACCCUCUGAGGCAGGGUGGCACUCCCCUCGUGGCAGCUGUCAUUUA
Messenger RNA from Microtus ochrogaster (prairie vole), 1570 nucleotides. It is a transcript of the gene Rcc2, whose product is annotated as regulator of chromosome condensation 2. The transcript has 13 exons. Gene Ontology annotation, cellular component: membrane. Gene Ontology annotation, molecular function: small GTPase binding. The record is from RefSeq and is a predicted model, not a curated record. Lineage: Eukaryota; Metazoa; Chordata; Mammalia; Rodentia; Cricetidae. Gene Ontology annotation, biological process: negative regulation of GTPase activity. Bases 1 to 1533 code for a protein of 510 amino acids.